Messenger RNA from Xenia sp. Carnegie-2017, 1394 nucleotides. RefSeq names its product tudor domain-containing protein 1-like. The coding region runs from base 426 to 1088 and encodes 220 amino acids. NCBI's taxonomy places the organism in Eukaryota, Metazoa, Cnidaria, Anthozoa, Malacalcyonacea, Xeniidae. The record is from RefSeq and is a predicted model, not a curated record. The transcript is spliced from 6 exons.
AAUUAUUCCAUCACACGAUGAUCUUUCUCUACUACUCUUCGUACAACUUCGACAAUAGGGUCUGGAAAAUGUCAGAAUUGCAGACCACAUGAUUGAAAAGAGGAAGCAAUAGAGGAAAUGUAAUUACAUGUCGAAGUACACAUAACCAAGGGAUUGAGUGACCUUGGAGAGAUGUGUUUCAGGGAGUUCUUAGAUUUUUCUACUAUUUGUUUUAUUUUAUGGAGGAUCAAGGUCUCCUUGAUCUAGUAAACAGCAAACACUGAAACACAUCGCUGCAUUGCAACACACAUACAUGAAUAACAUAAAUAAAAAACUUAAAAUUUGGGAAAGGUCUAACCAUCACAUGAGAACCACGAAGACAAGUCCACGAAGCUUAUGAAUGGCCGGUUAAGUGCAAAAUCCAACAGGCCUUGAUAUACUGGUUGAUGAUGUGCAACAAUGAAGGAGAAAUUGAUAAUACUAAUGAUGAUGAAAAUGAAGAGGAAGACAACUUUGAUUAUGGCAACAUGGAAAGACUAUCUACAUCCAGAAUCAAGGAAAUAAAAGCUCAGUUUCUCACCUUACUACAGCAAGCAAUUCCUUGUUCAUUGUACGGUAUAAAACCUAGAGGCGUGUCAUGGUCUGAUGAGGCAAUUACAAAGUUACAAGAAGUGGUUGUUGAUAAAGAGAUGAUGAUUGAAGUUAUAUCUCACAAUGACAGUCAACAUUAUGGUGUAGCUUUGAUGCAGACCAUUGGUGAAGAGUGUUAUAGCAUAAAUAAAGAAUUUAUUCAGAAAGGUUAUGCUGUCUCAAAUAUUGGACAAUUUGUUGUUACUGUGGGAACAAACAUCACAGGUUAUCAAUUUCCUACCAUUGAAAUUCCUGGCUAUGAAGAUGUUGAAGUCACUCAUGUUGAAAAUCUCGACACAUUUUGGUGCCAUCUUACGGAUUCUGCUACGGAAAUGGAAAAUCUCAUGACUAAUCUUCAAGAUUAUUACGAUGUUAAUCCACCUAAAAGUACUGACUUAGAUUUAUUGAAAGAAGGUUCUCCUUGUUGUGCGCGUUUCAGUGAAGAUCAAAUGUGGUAUCGUGGGAGGAUUAACCAAUAAACGCUUCAAAGUUCAAUACGUAGAUUAUGGGAACUGUGAAGUGUUGAUUUUAAAAAGUAUAGCCGUGCUGAGUCAAGAGUUUUUACAAUUACCUGUCCAAGCAAUUGAAUGUGGCCUUGUGAAUAUUUCAUCGUCGAAGAGGAAUAAGAGCAAAUAUGCCGAGCAGUUUCACGACCUUGUCGACGGUAAAGAACUCGUCUGUCGUAUUGAGAAUCUUACAGAUAAUGGCAAAUAUCUGGUUUUGAUUUUGAACACCGAGAGAGAAACAGUUGUAAUCAACGAGAUAAUGAACUUGUUUAUUGAAAA